Molecule: messenger RNA, 972 nt
Organism: Rhizopus microsporus ATCC 52813
Lineage: Eukaryota; Fungi; Mucoromycota; Mucoromycetes; Mucorales; Rhizopodaceae
Exons: 1
Coding region: 226-972 (248 amino acids)
Source: RefSeq, a predicted model, not a curated record
CUCCUAACAGUCUUGUAAGCUCACCAAACAACGAAGCUUCUGGAGUUUUCUACAAUACACAACCUACUCAAAAUAGCAACACAAAUGAUCUGGCACACGACACGCAGCCCUUACUGGGCAUGAUUAAGCGCCUCUCAACCGAACUUGCAGAAGCCCGUGCAGAGAUAGCCAGUUUACGUCAAAGUGACCCAGCUUCAAGAACAAGCGACACAGCAAUCUACGAAUAUGAACCAGCCUAACCAUCACGAAGACGACAAACAUCUCAGUUCCGAAGAUUUUCCUGCACUGCCCUCCCAAACGCCUCCAUGGCAUAGCCCUCAGCGUAUUUCCCAAAUCAAGCGUAGCCUUGCGGAGCAUGAACAACAACGUCGAUUGCAACGGCAAGAAGCAGCCGCACGCCUCCUACAGCCACCACCUGAGAAUCAAGGAUUUCAAUACGUAUACUUACCAAUUAAAGCACGAGAUCCUAUCGGCCAGGUUCGUACUCGUUUGAGAAAACUCGAUAUUACGAACAACCGCAUAUUAAAUAUACACUAUCCAGACCGCAAUUUUGUUGCGUUACUUGUGCAUAAUGAUUAUGUGAAUGAGCUUCGUAAACAAUUGGAACGCUUUAAAGUUACCUUUAAGGAUAAUUUUGACCCUUGUGGUUCCAAACUCUUGCGAGAUCCUAAAUAUACUGAUCUUUCACCUGAAGAAAGAGCCAAUUUCGCCCUCAUGUAUCACAGUAACCGUAUGGCACGCGCCCUGGACUACAUUCGCGCCCCCAUCAAGCACGCUGUUGCUCGUUUCUUCUACUCUAAAGGAUGGAUCAGUAAAACAAUUUUACAAGGAACCUUAUCUAGCAGUCGUAAGUAUCCGACCAAGCUGCCGGCAUCUUUUAAUCUGAUGAUGUCUCCAUGGACAACGCGGAUGACUUAUUCCACGAAUCUAUCAAUACCGACACUAACUCUACAAGGGAAGCUAUUACCAUAG